AUGCCGAGCAACACGAAAAAGACUGAAGAAAAACAGCCUGAUCUCCUGCUUCCCGAUCAGAUGAUCAAAGGCAAAUGGAAAAUUAUCAAGAAGAUUGGUGGCGGCGGCUUUGGCGAGAUCUACGAGUCGCUUUUCGUUGAAACAGGAGAAAAAGUCGCGAUCAAACUUGAAUCAGCAGAACAAUCAAAGCAGGUCCUGAAGAUGGAAGUAGCGGUGUUGAAAGCUCUCCAAAACAAGUCAAGACAUGUGUGCAAGUUUUUCGGCUGCGGAAGAGAGAUCAGGUUCAAUUACAUCGUCAUGACCUUGGUCGGCAAAUCGUUGGCGGAACUUAGAAGAGCACAACCAAAAGGAACCUUUUCUUUAUCCACCACUCUGCGCCUUGGUCAGCAACUUCUGCAAGCAAUCAGAGACAUCCACGACGUCGGCUUUCUACAUCGCGAUGUGAAACCAUCAAACUUCGCUAUCAUCGGUAGAAGAGUUUAUAUGCUCGACUACGGUCUCGCCCGACAAUACAUCGAUUCUUCCGGAAACGUUCGUCAGCCUCGUUCUAUCGCUGGUUUUCGCGGAACUGUCCGCUACACAUCGGUAAACGCGCACAACAACAGCGAACUGGGCCGACAUGACGAUUUAUGGUCCCUGUUCUACAUGCUUGUCGAAAUGCUCAUCGGCCAACUUCCUUGGCGAAAAAUCAAGGACAAGGACCAAGUCGGCCAGAUCAAAAGAACCUUCAGCCACGAAGAACUGUUAAGGCACGAAAACGUUCCUGAUGAAUUUCAACCCUUUUUGAAGCACAUUCAAAAUCUCAAAUAUGAAGUCAAGCCUGACUAUGAUUAUCUCUUUUCGCUUCUCGACAAUGCUAUUGAAAGAAAUGGUAUUGAAGAAACGGAGCCGUUUGAUUGGGAACAAGGCGAAGGUCCGACGGUUUCUGUGAUAAACGAAAGAGACGAAGAACCAAGCGUCGUAGCAGUCCGGGAAGAAAAACAACGAGAUGAUGGGAAAAAAGAAUCAAGAAAAAAGAGCAACAGCAAAAGCGCUGAUAAAAAGGAGCGUCAUAAAAAUCGUCACCGGCCGAGAAAAAGUCGAGAUCGACGACAUCCAGGGUCCCGAACUCUGCUUGAACCGAUUGAUCGACUUUCUGCUCUCAAAAUCAGUGAGACCCCGAGAGAAGAGAGGGGCGAUGGUGACCAUCAGAACGACCGACGGUUGCCUCGCAGAAGUUCUGUCGACCGCCAGUCUGCUUUUCGAGCAUAUUCUAGCGCCGAUUCGAAGCGAACUUUCGAGCCAAAACCGCCGAUUUCCAAAAAGCCAACUCGUCGAAUUUCCGAUCCAAGAUUCGUUCAAUCAUAA
Oikopleura dioica is the source of this 1347-nucleotide messenger RNA. The record is from the annotation of a GenBank genome assembly. Lineage: Eukaryota; Metazoa; Chordata; Appendicularia; Copelata; Oikopleuridae.